ACAAGAACAGACAUACGUAAAUGCUGACUUUUUCAAUCCAAACAAAGACCUUUGAUUUAGAGAAUGGAAAACAGCACUCAGUCUUUUUACUUUAACCUAACCAUGUUCAUGAACAUUGGGCACUACCGUUAUCUAGUCUUUGUCUUUUGCCUCCUAAUCUACAGCUUUAUUGUGUCUUCUAAUUUCGCCAUGAUAUUGAUAAUAAUACGGGAGAAAACACUACAUGAGCCCAUGUAUAUUUUCAUUGCAUUUUUAUCUUUCAACUCACUGUAUGGUUCUGCUGGUUUCUUCCCCAGAUUCCUCAUGGACCUUCUGUCUGAUACUCAUUUAAUCUCUCGUCCUGCUUGUUUCACUCAGAUCUAUAUUAUUUACACAUAUGCUUCCUAUGAACUGACCAUUCUCAGCAUUAUGGCAUAUGAUCGAUAUGUUGCUGUAUGUCAUCCUUUACACUAUCACAGAAAAAUGAACUUUAAAACCGUCUACACAUUGGCAUUUUUUGCUUGGUUCUGUCCAGCUUGUUACCUUGUAGUAUCGAUCGAUUUGGUAGUCAAGCUUCCUCUGUGUGGGAACACUAUACAGAAGGUAUACUGUGCCACCUGGAAUAUUGUAAUAUUGUCAUGUGUUACCACUGCUGUUAACAGUGUUGUUGCUAUGUUGGGGGCCGUAGUUAUAGCCUUCCUUCCCUUUAGUUUUAUCUUUUACACCUAUCUGAGAAUUGUGGUUGCUUGUUGGAAAAAGUCAUCAGAGGUUAGGGGAAAAGUAUUACAGAGUUGUCUUCCUCAUGUUAUUUCAUUUUUGAUUUAUUCAGUCACAUCAUUUAGUGAUACUGUACUGAGCCGACUAAAUCUUGAAGAAAUAAAUCCAUUUUUGGCUGUUUUUCUGUCACUGGAGUUUGUUGUUAUUCCUCCAGUUCUGAAUCCUCUCGUGUAUGGCCUUAAAUUACCAGAAAUUAGAAAACACAUUGUAAGGAUGUUAUCAUGGUAUAAAAUAAUCACUUAAAAAUGAUCAAUUAUACCACACCACAACCUAUUGCAUGUCUAUGAUUUUAUAAACACAAACUAUGGGAACACAUUAGUCUACAAAAGCUUAGAGUAGUGUGUUAUUGUGAAGAAAAAGCAUCUGACAUUUUAAUUAACUCUCACUAUAAAACUAAAGUAGAAUAGAGAUCAGAUUACAGAUUUACAAGAUCUCAUAUGCUCCUCAAAUAAUCUGACUAUGAGAAUAUUAAGGCCACAUGUUUUAUGUUCUUAAGAUGUUUAGUGAAAUGAAUUGUCAAAAUGCUGCACACAACACACUGCAGACUGCAGUAUGUGUUGUGUGGAUAUACAUUACUGCAUGUUACUUCACUGUGGACUGGAUUAAAUGAUAAUAUGAUAAACUGAACAUGCUAUUUCACAUUUUUGUUAGGCCUCGACGAUAUGAGAAAAAUCUGCAAUGUGCGACAUCAUUGUUCAAUAUUGUGAUGAUGAUAUGACUUGCGAUAAAUAAACCAAAUAUUUCAGUGUGCAUAUUAGCUAUACUUCUGUCAGCCAAUGUAAAAUUUUUUGGUUACAGAUGGGCAACUAAGAAAGUAUGAUAGAAAGAUAUUGGUUAUGCUUGAAUAUAUGAUAAACCAAAAGUGCACUCGGAGAGUGCAGACCUCUGCCAAGGCAGGUUUCAUGUACGUCGCUGACUGAAAAAUUCUCGAAGCUGGAUCAUGAUCCGGAUUGCCACCAAAAUCUA
Messenger RNA from Sebastes umbrosus (honeycomb rockfish), 1722 nucleotides. RefSeq names its product olfactory receptor 10J4-like. The transcript has a single exon. The record is from RefSeq and is a predicted model, not a curated record. Bases 64 to 999 code for a protein of 311 amino acids. Gene Ontology annotation, cellular component: membrane. Gene Ontology annotation, biological process: G protein-coupled receptor signaling pathway. NCBI's taxonomy places the organism in Eukaryota, Metazoa, Chordata, Actinopteri, Perciformes, Sebastidae. Gene Ontology annotation, molecular function: olfactory receptor activity; G protein-coupled receptor activity.